This is a messenger RNA of Dipodomys spectabilis (banner-tailed kangaroo rat), 230 nucleotides long. RefSeq names its product 40S ribosomal protein S29-like. Gene Ontology annotation, cellular component: ribosome; cytosolic small ribosomal subunit. The coding region runs from base 39 to 209 and encodes 56 amino acids. Gene Ontology annotation, biological process: translation. The record is from RefSeq and is a predicted model, not a curated record. The transcript has 4 exons. Lineage: Eukaryota; Metazoa; Chordata; Mammalia; Rodentia; Heteromyidae. Gene Ontology annotation, molecular function: structural constituent of ribosome; zinc ion binding.
UCUCUCUCCUUUUUCCUCGUUGGACCUGUGGAAGCAAGAUGGGUCACCAGCAGCUCUACUGGAGUCACUCCCGAAAAUUCGGCCAGGGAUCUCGCUCUUGCCGCGUGUGCUCUAAUCGCCACGGUCUGAUCCGGAAGUACGGGCUCAACAUGUGCCGGCAGUGUUUCCGCCAGUAUGCGAAGGACAUCGGCUUCAUUAAGUUGGACUAAUGGCUCUUCUUUGAAAGGAUG